Molecule: messenger RNA, 2202 nt
Organism: Strongyloides ratti
Lineage: Eukaryota; Metazoa; Nematoda; Chromadorea; Rhabditida; Strongyloididae
Product: Transitional endoplasmic reticulum ATPase
Exons: 6
Coding region: 1-2202 (733 amino acids)
Biological process (GO): protein import into peroxisome matrix
Cellular component (GO): peroxisomal membrane; cytosol
Molecular function (GO): ATP hydrolysis activity; ATP binding
Source: RefSeq, a predicted model, not a curated record
AUGAAUAAAUCAAUUAAAAAUGGUAUUAAAAUAACAGUCUCAAAAAAUGUUGAUUAUCAUGAUGUCAGAACUAUAUAUCUUCCAAUUCAUUUUAUGAUUAAAGAAAUGAUUCACCCAAAUACUUUAUACAAUAUUACUUUUUUAGAUAAAACAAACAAUAUUAAACUUUUAUCUACUAUUAUACUUGUAAAAAUUUUAAAUUAUAAUACUUGGAUAAGAAAUAAUCAUGCAAUUAUGAAUGUAACAUCAGCUUUUAAUGUCUUUGGUACAUUAAUACUUAACAAAUACACUAUUAAAAAACUUUAUAUUUCUAAAGAAAUAUUUUCUUGUACAAAAGUAUGCAAAAUUAAUAUGAUAAGAAUAUAUAAAAAAUCAUUAGAUAUACCUAUUGAAAAAACAAUUGAAAAUUUUCUUGAAAAAGAGACAUUUGUUAAAGAUCAAGAUAUUUUAUGUAUAAAAAAAGUAGAUUUAUAUAAUUUUGAAACUACUGGAGAAAAAAUAUUUUUUAAAGUUAACUUAGAUACAAAAUAUUCAUACUUAAAUUUAUCAACAACAAUGUAUCAACUUUAUAAUAUAAAUAAUAAAAUACCUGGUGGGUAUAGUUAUGAUAGUAAAUAUAAUAUAUUAAUUAAAUCAUUGAAAAAAAUUGUUAAAAAAAUAUGUAAAAUAUAUGAAUCAAACUUGAGGAUUGUACCAUCAUCAUCAUUAAUAUUAGCAUUGGUUGGGGUUGAAAAUUGUGGUCAAAGAGAAAUUAUUAGGAGAGUGUCUGAUUUGUUGUGUUAUCAAUUGAUAGAAUUGGAUAUUUACGACUUAUGGAAUUAUGAUAGUGAUUGUUUUGAUGUUAAAUUAUUUGAUAACUUUACAAAAGUACAUGAAUACACCCCAUGUAUAGUAACAAUAAAAAAUUGUGGUUUACUUGGAAAUAAAAAUGAAAAAAAUGAACAUGAUCUUUUUAUUAUACAAAAAUUAGUUGAAUUUUUAAAGUCACAAAAUAAUUCAAUAAUAAUUAUAUUUACUUUGACAUUUACAGAAUUUAAUAUUUUACCAACUUCCAUUAAAGGUUACUUUACCUAUGAAAUAAUUAUACCAACAAUAACAGAAGAGAUGCGUUAUGAAUUUUUUAAAAAUUAUUGUUCUAAUAAAAUGGCAACAUAUUUAUCUAAAAAAACAUUAGGAUAUUCAUAUAAUGAAUUAUAUCAACUUAUUGAUGAUAGUAUUUUUUUUAGAAACUUUGAUAGAAAUACUUUCCCUGAAAGAAACUUUUUAUUCAAACCUCAAAUUGAAGAUUUUGAUAAAGCUUUAGAAAAAAGAACUAAAUCAUUAAGUCAUUUCUUUAAUGGACCAACAAUUCCUAAUGUUAGAUGGAAAGAUAUUGGUGGAUUAGAGGAAACAAAAUUAAUACUUCAAGAAAGUUUAGGUAUUAAUAGAAAAAAUAAUAUAAAUGUAAGAAGAUCAGGUGUUGUAUUGUAUGGUCCACCAGGAUGUGGAAAAACUUUAAUAGCUAAAGCUGUGGCAAAUGAAUUUAAUAUUUCUUUUAUUUCUGUUAAGGGACCUGAAUUACUUAAUCAAUAUAUUGGGCAAAGUGAAGAAAAUAUUCGAAAACUUUUUGAAAAAGCUUAUCAUGCUUCACCAUGUAUAGUAUUUUUUGAUGAAAUGGAUUCACUAUGUCCUUCUCAAGGUCGUUCAUCUGACUCUGGAGGUGUUAUAGAUCGUGUUGUAUCACAAUUAUUAACAGAACUUGAUACAGUUAAUAAUACUCAAGAUUGUAAAGUUUUUGUUAUGGCUGCAACAAAUCGACCAGAUCUUUUAAAUCAAGCAUUACUUAGUCCUGGAAGGUUUGAUAAAACAAUACAUAUAAAAGCUGCUGAAGAUAUUGAAACAAAAGUUAAAGUCCUUGAAGCUGUCACAAGAAAAUUAAAGUUAUCUGAUGAUGUUGAGUUAAAAAAAGUUGCACAAAAAUGUCCGCGUUUGAUGUCGGGUGCUGAUAUUUAUAGUUUAAUGUCAAAUGCCGUUAUGGAAGCUGUUAGAGAAAAUAUAUAUUUACUUGAAAAUGAUAAAAUAAAUAAUAAAAAUUUAUUUGAUGAAAAAAAAUUAGAUUUAAUAGUAUCAAUGAAACAUAUAACAAAGUCAUUAGAGAUGUUCAAGAAUUCUCUUGCACCUUCAGAUCAUACUCAUAAAAAUGGCCUUCAAAAUACAAUUUAA